Molecule: messenger RNA, 1077 nt
Organism: Ostertagia ostertagi
Lineage: Eukaryota; Metazoa; Nematoda; Chromadorea; Rhabditida; Trichostrongylidae
Source: the annotation of a GenBank genome assembly
AUGAGUGGACCGGCGGCACGAACACCGCUUCCUAUCGGCAUCCAACGGAUCAAGUCCGAUCCCGACAUGGACAUCAGUUCACUGUUCAGCAAUCGUUUCGCCUACGAGCAAGAAGCUUAUGAGAUGGGUUACACAAUGGAGCGGGUGGCGUCUGUGGAGCAGUUGGCUUCAGCGCUUCGACGAUACUUAUUUGCCGCCGUACAUUGGAUCGAAGCGCUCUUUUCAUUGGCACAAAUCGAGAAUGUGCCCGAAAAGGUGGCUGUUCUCAAGAGUGUCUUCGCUCCGUAUACCAUCCUCUGUCAAGCGGCACGUACUGCGCAGAUGUCUCGUGACUUAGACGUGAUUUGCCUGUGCAAUCGUACCACAAUCACAAGACAACCUCCACGGCACCUCUUAGAAACGAAUCUCUUGGCUAACAAUCUCGUGCCACGAAUCCUCGACGACCUGGUGGCACCAAUGCGAAAGCUGUCGCUGAGUGAAGCCGAAAUCGUUGUUCUAUCCGCCUUAGUAAUUCUAGAUCCAGAUUCGCCCGGCUUAUCGGAAUCAUCGUCGCUAGCACUCAGCCAGCUUCGCGAUCGUGUGCAAAACGCGUUGUUCCAGCUGAUUCGUGAGAACUCGUCCGUGUUGCACAACGUGACGAGCCGUUUCGGCAACAUUCUGCUCCUGCUCCCACCUCUAGCGAAAUUGAGCUCACUUGUCGGAGAGAAUGUGCAAUUUGCUCGUAUGUUUGGCGGAACGCUCGAUCCACUUCUUGUGGAAUUGUUCGCCGACAACACCUCGGGGUGCGCCGUUAUCUCAUCACCGUCAACCAGGGAGAAAGCGGACGUAUCCACUCAAACGUACCCGUCCACCUCACCGGCUCUGCCGUCUGAUCUCGCGCCGUACACGAUGAAAAUCCCGUCAAUGUACGGAACCACUCGCCAGCAACACUUCAAUCCGUCGAUGUCGUACAACCCGUUCUACUUCACCGGACAACAGUUCCAAAUGCCGCAUGCGGUCAGCUACGCUUCAUCGCAGCCCUACACGCAGCCGACGUUCUUCGACUCAACCACAACACCAACACAGUUCCGGUUCAUG